UGCCCGACCCGCCCCUCGGCCGGUACUGCCCUCGAGUCACCGCGCCGGACCCCCCCCUCGGGGUCUCUUGUGACAGCCUGUCUGCACCGUGUGCCAUGGCGAUGCUGUGGGCCCUCGCUCUGGUCUUGGCUGCAGGUCUGGACGCUGCCAGGCCCCCUAACAUCUUGCUCAUCUUUGCUGAUGACCUGGGCUAUGGGGACCUGGGCUGCUAUGGCCACCCCAGUUCGGCCACCCCCAACCUCGACCAGCUGGCCGCAGGAGGGCUGCGGUUCACAGACUUCUAUGUGCCAUCGUCCCUGUGCACGCCCUCCCGGGCCGCCCUCCUGACUGGCCGACUCCCAGUCCGGACAGGCCUGUACCCUGGAGUUCUGGGGCCCAGCUCCCGAGGGGGCCUGCCCCUGGAGGAAGUGACUCUGGCUGAGGUCCUGGCUGCUCGAGGCUACCUCACCGGAAUGGCUGGCAAGUGGCAUCUUGGGGUGGGCCCUGAGGGGACCUUUCUGCCACCGCAUCAGGGCUUCCAUCGAUUCCUGGGCAUUCCAUACUCCCAUGACCAGGGCCCGUGCCAGAACCUGACCUGCUUCCCGCCUGCAACCCGCUGUGACGGCACCUGUGACCAGGGCCUGGUCCCUGUCCCGCUGCUAGCCAACCUGUCCGUGGAGGCACAGCCACCGUGGCUGCCCACACUCGAGGCCCACUACGUGGCUUUCGCACGCGACCUCAUGGCCGAGGCCCAGCGCCAGGCCCGCCCGUUCUUCCUGUACUACGCCUCCCACCACACCCACUACCCCCAGUUCAGCGGGCAGAGCUUCGCCGGGCAGUCUGGCCGCGGGCCGUUCGGGGACUCCUUGAUGGAGCUGGAUACAGUUGUGGGGGCCCUGAUGACGACCGUGGGGGACCUGGGGCUACUUGGGGAGACCCUGGUGCUCUUCACUGCAGACAACGGGCCAGAGACGAUGCGGAUGUCCCACGGCGGCUGCUCUGGCCUCCUGCGGUGUGGAAAGGGAACCACCUACGAGGGGGGCGUCCGAGAGCCGGCCUUGGCCUUCUGGCCAGGCCACAUCAGCCCCGGCGUGACCCACGAGCUGGCCAGUACUUUGGACCUACUGCCCACCCUGACGGCUCUGGCCGGGGCCUCACUGCCCAACGUCACCUUGGAUGGCAUUGACCUCAGCCCCCUGCUCCUGGGCACAGGCAAGAGCCCCCGGAAGACUCUGUUCUUCUACUCGGCCAACCCAGACGAGAUCCGAGGGGUCUUUGCUGUGCGGAGCGGGAAGUACAAGGCCCACUUCUUCACCCAAGGUUCUGCCCACAGUGACACCACGCCGGACCCUGCCUGCCACGCCUCCAGCCCACUGACUGCCCAUGAUCCCCCGCUGCUCUUUGACCUGUCCAAGGACCCUGGUGAGAACUACAAUCUUCUGGGGGAUGUGGCCAAGGUCCCCCCAGAGGCCCUGCGAGCACUGAAGCAAUUGGAGCUGCUCAAGGCCCAGUUUGACGCUGCCAUGACCUUCGGCCCCAGCCAGAUGGCCCGGGGCGAGGACCCUGCCCUGCAGAUCUGCUGUCAGCCUGGCUGCAGCCCCCAGCCAUCUUGUUGCUACUGCCCAGAGCCCAGGCCAGAGGGCAGGCCUAGGGGCAGGCCCCAGCCCAGGCCUAAGCUCGUCCCCAAGGGCAGGCCCCAGCACAGGCCCGAGCCCGUCCUUGAGGGCAGGCCCCAGCCUGUCGCUGAGGGCAGGCCCCAGUCCAUCCUCAUCCCUGAGGGCAGACUCCAGCUCAUCCCUGAGGGCAGGCCCGAGCCCCUGGCUGAGGUCAGGCCCCAGCCUGUCCCUGAGGGCAGGCCUGAGCCCCUGGCUGAGAGCAGGCCACAGGCUGUCCUCGAGGGCAGGCCCGAGCCCCAGGCUGAGAGCAGGCCUGAGCCUAUGCCUGAGGGCAGGCCCGAGCCCCUGGCUGAGAGCAGGCCACAGGCUGUCCUCGAGGGCAGGCCCGAGCCCCAGGCUGAGAGCAGGCCUGAGCCUAUGCCUGAGGGCAGGCCCGAGCUCCUGGCUGAGGGCAGGCCCCAGCCUGUCCCUGAGGGCAGGACUGAGCCUGUCGCUGAGGGCAGGCCCGAGCCAGAGCCCGUGGCUGAGGGCUGGCUCGAGCCCGUCGCUGAGGGCAGGCCCCAGCCUGUCCACGAGCCCAUCUCUGAGCCCAUCUCCCAGACGGUCCCUGAGCCCAUCCAUGAGCCCAUCCCCCCAACCGUACCCGAGCCCAUCCCUGAGAGCCCUGGUGGAGAAUAGCCCAGUCCCCUCAGCCCCCGAGGCAUGUGACAGUCAUUUGCUAAGGUGCGGGCAUGGAUGUGGUUUGUACUUGAUAACCCAAUAACAUCAGCUGACACUUGUA
Pteropus alecto (black flying fox) is the source of this 2376-nucleotide messenger RNA. It is a transcript of the gene ARSA, whose product is annotated as arylsulfatase A. The transcript has 10 exons. The coding region runs from base 96 to 2273 and encodes 725 amino acids. NCBI's taxonomy places the organism in Eukaryota, Metazoa, Chordata, Mammalia, Chiroptera, Pteropodidae. Gene Ontology annotation, molecular function: arylsulfatase activity. The record is from RefSeq and is a predicted model, not a curated record.